GAAGUCCCUGAAGAAGAAUAGUUCUCUCGAUUUUUACAUCUCCGAUUUCUCUUUAAUUAACAUGUUCAAUAAUCAAGAUUUCAUGGAACUAGGAUGGAGAAACGACGUCGGAUCAUUUGCUGUGAAAGAUCAUGAUAUAGAAGAAAUGGUAGGAAGUGAUGAAGAUCGUCUAAUUCACGGCUUAAAAUGGAGCUACGACAACUACUUUGAUCAUGAUCAAACAGAUAAUUAUCUCCAACUUGUUCCAGAGAUUCAUAAAGUAGAAGAAGAAGUACCUAAGACAGAUUUGUUGGUUGCUGUCCCUGAUGAACAUUCUGAAACUGGUGAUAAUCAUGAUCAUAUUUCAGAUAAUCGAUAUUAUUUGAGAAACAAACAUGAGAAACCAAAACGGCGUCGUAUCCAGGUCUUCAGUGAUGAGGAAUCAGAUGGGUUUACUAGAGAAGUUCCUUCAGUGACACGAAAAGGUUCCAACAGAAGAAGAAGCGAGGAGAUGUGUAAUAAGAUGCGUACGCUACAGCAACUUGUACCUGAUUGUCACAAGACGGACGAGGUUUCAGUUCUCGAUAAUGCCAUUGAGUAUAUGAAAAGUCUUCAGCUUCAAUUCAAGGUGAUGUCAAUGAUGGGGAUGAAUCCUUAUUUUCCUCCGGCUAUAUUAGACUUUGGAAUGAACAACCACCACCAGUUGACUGCGAUGGCUGUGGCACGGCAAAAUGUGGCGAAUCAAAUGAUGUCGUCACAGUUGAUUCCGGCGUCAAAUUGGCCAUUACCACCGUUUACUAAUUUUCCAUUCCCACACUCACCUAAUCAACCUCUCUUUCUUACAACAACACCACCAGCUUCUUCUCCUCAAUGCCUUCACGCCAUGAUGAAUUUGAGAAUUUCUAUUAUCAUUGUGUUAUCUUGCAUUAUCACUUCAACUCGUGCAUACGAUCCCGACGCUCUUCAAGAUCUUUGCGUUGCCGAUAAAUCUCACGGAACCAAACUGAAUGGAUUUGCAUGCAAGGAAACAUCAAACAUCACGGCGUCCGAUUUCUUCUUCGCCGGAAUCUCAAAACCCGCCGCCAUAAACUCCACAAUGGGUUCCGCCGUAACAGGAGCCAACGUGGAGAAGAUCCCAGGCCUCAACACUCUCUCCGUCUCCUUAGCACGUAUAGACUACGCGCCUGGUGGUUUAAACCCACCGCACACUCACCCACGCGCCACCGAAGUCGUCUACGUCCUCGAAGGAGAGCUUGAAGUUGGAUUUAUCACCACAGCGAAUAAGCUUUUCUCUAAAACCAUAAAGAUUGGUGAAGUUUUCGUUUUUCCAAGAGGGCUUGUGCAUUUUCAGAAGAACAAUGGGAAAUCUCCGGCGUCGGUUUUGUCGGCGUUUAAUAGUCAGUUGCCGGGAACGGUUUCCGUUGCGGCAACCCUAUUUGCGGCGGAUCCUGCUUUGCCGGAAGAUGUGUUGACUAAGACUUUUCAGUUUCUGUCUGCGAUGCCACCGAAGAGAAAUUUCAGGAAGCGUAGCUUCGAGGAGGAAGAAGAAGAUAAUGAUGUAAACAAAGCCGCAAUUUCAGAUGAAGAAGAGAAGCGAAGAUUGGCGUUGGAGGAGGUGAAGUUUCUGCAGAAGCUGAGAGAGAGAAAAUUAGGGAUCCCAGCUUUAUCUACGGCGCAAUCUAGCAUCGGAAAAGCGAAACCUGUGGAGAAAACUGAAGCUGAAGGAGAGAAAGAGGAGCUUGUGUUGCAAGAUACUUUUGCUCAAGAGACUGCUGUUUUGAUUGAAGAUCCCAACAUGGUAAAGUACAUUGAACAAGAAUUGGCGAAGAAAAGGGGAAGAAAUAUUGAUGAUGCAGAGGAAGUUGAGAACGAAUUGAAGCGAGUGGAAGAUGAGUUGUAUAAGAUACCUGAUCAUCUUAAAGUUAAGAAGCGGAGCUCGGAAGAGAGCUCAACGCAGUGGACUACCGGAAUAGCAGAAGUCCAACUCCCAAUCGAAUACAAGCUGAAGAACAUUGAAGAAACAGAAGCUGCCAAGAAGCUUUUGCAAGAGAGGAGGCUUAUGGGUCGGCCAAAAUCAGAGUUUAGCAUUCCGUCUAGUUACAGUGCGGAUUACUUCCAACGCGGGAAAGAUUAUGCUGAGAAGCUUAGAAGAGAGCAUCCUGAGCUAUACAAAGAUAGAGGAGGACCUCAAGCGGAUGGUGAAGGAGCUAAACCGUCUACUAGCACUAGUAAUAAUAAUAAUGCUGAUUCAGGGAAAAGUAGACAAGCAGCAACUGAUCAAAUCAUGUUGGAACGGUUUCGCAAGAGAGAGCGUAACCGUGUUAUGCGGAGAUAAAAGUAAAAACAUGUUUGCAGACUUCAUCCUCUGACCGGGUAACACUCUUUUGAAUGUUAGAUUUAUGUUGUACUGGAAUUCUGUAACAUUUCAUUAAAGAAAACAAAUCUUCAUUGACAUUGUCCAUAGUAAAAGUGUGUUUUCAGA
Messenger RNA from Arabidopsis arenosa, 2461 nucleotides. Lineage: Eukaryota; Viridiplantae; Streptophyta; Magnoliopsida; Brassicales; Brassicaceae. The record is from the annotation of a GenBank genome assembly.